Molecule: messenger RNA, 690 nt
Organism: Drosophila sulfurigaster albostrigata
Lineage: Eukaryota; Metazoa; Arthropoda; Insecta; Diptera; Drosophilidae
Product: protein THEM6-like
Exons: 2
Coding region: 87-611 (174 amino acids)
Source: RefSeq, a predicted model, not a curated record
AUGUCAAAUAAAUAUUCCUAAACUCAUCAAUUUUCUAAUUCAAUUUUUUAUAGAUUUUUGUGCUAAAUUUAGUAAUUUUAAACCAAAUGGAAUGGAGAUUCAACUCGGAUACUUGUGCAAGGAUGUUUCAGACCAAGCAUAAAUUGACCGACAUCACAGCCAUUUUGGGUAUUUGUACUCCGCAGGAUGUCGACAUCUUUCUGCGGCACAUGAAUAAUGCACGAUUUCUGCGUGAAUUGAAUUUUGCUAGUUUGCAUUAUUAUGCCGUAACAGAUCUGUAUAAUCGGCUGCGAGAGCGUGGUGGCAGCGUCGUUCAAAGUGCCGUCAACUUGAGAUAUCGUCGAUUUAUAUCCAUUUUCCAGCCGUACAAGAUACACACGAAACUAGUCUGGUGGGAUGAGAAAGCCAUCUAUUUGGAGCAACAGUUUGUUGGUGUAAUUAAUGGAUUUGUCAAUGCCGUCGCUCUAUCGAAACAUUCGUUUAUACAGUGCAAUGUGAUGCAGUUGCUUCAAACAUUUCCAGAAACGAUUGAUCGACCUGAAAUUCCCGAAGACCUUAAACUAUGGCUGCAAGCCAUAAAUGCAUCGAGUGGCAAAUUGAAUACUAACUAACUUGUAAAUAUUGAUUGAAGUUUGCCACUUGCAUAGAAUAAACAAUUUGCCAUCUUAAUGUUUUAUAAACCCUUCUGGC